This is a messenger RNA of Nothobranchius furzeri (turquoise killifish), 967 nucleotides long. RefSeq names its product chromosome 4 C11orf58 homolog (gene c4h11orf58). The record is from RefSeq and is a predicted model, not a curated record. Lineage: Eukaryota; Metazoa; Chordata; Actinopteri; Cyprinodontiformes; Nothobranchiidae.
AGGGACACAACCCAACGUAACACCGGAUACUUCGCGUUUGUUGACAAAUCAAGCUAGCGUCUGCUCGGUGAUAUGAAAUUGUUUCGUGCUGUUUAAAAAAGCAUUUGUACUAAAUGAGCUCUCCGGGUGAUAAACACGGCACAAAACGACCAGCUUCUCCGUCAGAUGAUGGGUCCACACAGUGGGAAGCAGCUGAUCUGGGAAGCAAUGAGAGAAAGCAAAAGUUUUUACGACUGAUGGGUGCAAGCAAGAAAGAACACACUGGGCGUCUGGUCAUUGGAGACCACAAGUCAACGUCCCAUUUCCGUACUGGGCAGGAAGACAGGAAGAUGAAUGAAGAGCUGGAGAUGCAGUAUCAGCAGGGCAUGGAUGGAAAGCUGUCUGGAAGGAACCGGAGACAUUGUGGUCUGGGUUUCAGUGAGCCCGAACCACAGCCAGAGUCCUUGAACGUCCCAGCUGUGGACGGUCAGACAGACGUCACUGAGCCCGAGAAGUCCAGAGGUGAAGAAUGUCCCACAGAAGCUCAGGACAAACACCCCCAUCACAGUCCCACAGAAAAGACACCAGAACAUAGAAAGCACGGCUCAGACGAGGAGCACAAACACGAUCAUAAGGUGGCUUUUGUAAAACCUUUGUAGGUCGAGGUGUCGGGAAACAGCAGAGGGAAGUGUUUUACUCUCACAUCAGGACAUUCUCCAGAACUUGUCCAGGUGGAUACUGCUGUGGGAGAAUGAGGUGUUUGGGUGGCAACCUUUCUUUUGUUCAUGAUCAUGUGUUGUAAAGCAGUGUUAAAAUGGCAGAAGUAGUGUUUUUUUAUUCAGGCGGAACAUUUUAACGGUCACUGAUUCUGCCUGGAGGCUUUUCCACACGAGACCGGAUUAGCUGCCGUCCAGCAUGUGUGUAGACGUGAGUUUUGUAACUUCAUUUCAAAACCAAUAAAAAGGAGUUCAGAUGGUUGCUGAUGAAA